GGCGCCCGAACAGUCAGAGCCAUGGACGGCAGCGGACCCUUCAGCUGCCCCAUCUGCCUGGAGCCGCUCCGGGAGCCGGUGACACUGCCUUGCGGCCACAACUUCUGCCUCGCCUGCCUGGGCGCGCUCUGGCCGCACCGCGGCGCGGGAGGCACCGGCGGCCCGGGAAGCGCGGCCCGCUGCCCGCUCUGCCAGGAGCCCUUCCCCGACGGCCUGCAGCUCCGAAAGAAUCACACGCUGUCCGAGCUGCUGCAGCUCCGCCAGGGCUCGGGCCCUGGGUCAGGGCCCGGGCCCGGCCCCGGGACGGCCUCGGCACCGGCCCCGAUCCCUAGCCCAGAACCUUCCGCGCCCAGCGCGCCGCCCAGCGCCCCGGAGCCGUCGGCCCCCAGUGCGCCCGAGCCCUGGCCCGAGGGCGAAGAGCCGGUGCGCUGCGACGCGUGCCCCGAGGGCGCGGCCCUACCCGCCGCACUCUCCUGCCUCUCGUGCCUCGCCUCCUUCUGCCCCGCGCACCUAGGCCCCCACGAGCGCAGCCCGGCGCUCCGCGGCCACCGCCUUGUGCCCCCGCUGCGGCGGCUGGAGGAGAGCCUGUGCCCGCGCCACCUGCGGCCGCUGGAGCGCUACUGCCGCGCCGAGCGCGUGUGCCUGUGCGAGGCCUGCGCCGCCCAGGAGCAUCGCGGCCACGAGCUCGUGUCGCUGGAGCAGGAGCGUGAGCUCCAGGAGACUGAGCAGCCCAAAGUCCUGAGUGCGGUGGAGGAGCGCAUGGAUGAGCUGGGCGCCAGCAUCGCACAAUCCCGGCGUACUGUGGCCCUCAUUAAGAGCGCAGCCUUGGCGGAGCGGGAGAGGGUAAGCCAGCUGUUUGCAGAGGCCAUGGCUGCCCUGCAAGGCUUCCAGACCCAGGUACUGGCCUUCAUCGAGGAGGGAGAGGCCACCAUGCUGGGCCGCUCCCAGGGGGACCUGCGGCGACAGGAGGAACAGCGCAGUCGCCUGAGCCGAGCCCGCCACAACCUCGGCCAGGUCCCUGAGGCUGACUCAGUCAGCUUCCUACAGGAGCUGCUGGCUCUCAAGCUGGCCCUGGAAGAGGGGUGUGGCCCGGGGCCUGGGCUCCCCACAGAACUCAGCUUCACCAAGUCCUCCCAAGCUGUCCGCACGGUGAGGGAUGUGCUGUUGGCAGCCUGUACUGGCCAGUGGGGGCAGCUGCAGGGGCUGGGCACUGACGAAGACGGGCUGCAGAAGCUGGGCUCCGAAGCCGAUGCCGAAUCCCAGGAUCCUGACAGCACCAACCUCCUGGAAAGUGAAGCCCCCAGGGACUACUUCCUCAAGUUCGCCUACAUUGUGGACCUGGACAGUGACACAGCCGACAAGUUCUUGCAGCUGUUUGGGACCAAAGGAGUCAAGAGGGUGCUGUGUCCCAUCAAUUACCCAGAGUCGCCAACCCGUUUCACCCACUGCGAGCAGGUGCUAGGCGAAGGCGCCCUGGACCGGGGCACCUACUACUGGGAGGUGGAGAUCAUUGAGGGCUGGGUCAGCGUUGGGGUCAUGGCUGAAGGCUUCUCCCCGCAAGAGCCCUAUGACCGGGGCCGCCUGGGCCGCAAUGCCCACUCGUGCUGCCUGCAGUGGAACGGGCGCAGCUUUUCCGUGUGGUUCCAUGGGCUGGAGGCGCCCCUGCCCCACCCUUUCUCGCCCACCGUGGGCGUCUGCUUGGAGUAUGCCGACCGUGCCCUGGCCUUCUACGCCGUGCGGGAUGGCAAGGUGAGCCUGCUGCGGAGGCUCAAGGCCUCACGGCCCCGCCGCAGCGGUGCCCUGGCCUCGCCCUCCGACGCCUUCCAGAGCCGCCUGGACAGCCACUUUGCCAGCCUCUUCAGCCACAGGCUCAAGCCCGCCUUCUUCCUGGAGAGCGUGGAUGCUCACCUGCAGAUCGGGCCCCUUAAGAAAUCGUGCAUUUCCGUGCUCAAGAGGAGGUGAUGCAGGAAGCAGCGUGGCCACCACCCUCCCCUUCCCCAGCUUCCUCGCUGCUGCAGAGCCCCACCUUUCACACACCUGGUGUUUCAGCACAGAGGG
Ochotona curzoniae (black-lipped pika) is the source of this 2058-nucleotide messenger RNA. It is a transcript of the gene TRIM47, whose product is annotated as tripartite motif containing 47. Gene Ontology annotation, molecular function: zinc ion binding. Bases 22 to 1962 code for a protein of 646 amino acids. NCBI's taxonomy places the organism in Eukaryota, Metazoa, Chordata, Mammalia, Lagomorpha, Ochotonidae. The record is from RefSeq and is a predicted model, not a curated record. The transcript is spliced from 6 exons.